Messenger RNA from Aspergillus novofumigatus IBT 16806, 3955 nucleotides. Its product is annotated as glycoside hydrolase. Gene Ontology annotation, molecular function: chitin binding; hydrolase activity, hydrolyzing O-glycosyl compounds. NCBI's taxonomy places the organism in Eukaryota, Fungi, Ascomycota, Eurotiomycetes, Eurotiales, Aspergillaceae. Gene Ontology annotation, biological process: carbohydrate metabolic process. The coding region runs from base 58 to 3891 and encodes 1277 amino acids. The transcript has 6 exons. The record is from RefSeq and is a predicted model, not a curated record.
GGCCAUUCAUGCUUGAUUUAUCAUUCCUAUUUGUUGACGAAUCUCAUACAUUCAAGGAUGGCAUCGAGGUGGUUCUUAGGCCGUCUUACCUUGAUCCUUGCGGUCUUCCUCUUCUCUGUCGUCCCUGUUCUGGCGCAGAACUGCAGCAAGGACAAUCCGUGCGCAACAGGAUGUUGUUCUACGAGUGGAUGGUGUGGAACAUCAGAAGAGCAUUGCGGUGCCGGGAAUUGUGUGGAUACUUGUGACUAUAAACUUGAAUGCGAUGCAAACAAUCCAUGCAAAACAGGAUGCUGUUCUAAAGCUGGAUUCUGCGGCCUAGGGCCGGACUACUGCGGCAAAGAUGCGUGUGUGUCGGGCUGCGAUGCCAAGUCCGAAUGUGAUCCUGGAUUUGGUGCGGAAUGGGCGCAAAGCUCGAAAUGUCCCCUAAACGUGUGCUGUUCGAAGUUCGGGUUCUGUGGCACGACAAGCGAAUUCUGUGGCAGUAAGAAGGUCAAAAAGCCAAGUUGUAGCCUUGACGACUCAACUUUAGACCGUGUUGUCGGAUACUAUGAAGGAUGGGGGAGUCGUCGGCCCUGUAAUGCCUUCUGGCCCGAGCGAAUCCCCACAGGAGUCUAUACACAUAUCAAUUUCGCGUUCGCGGCCAUCAAUCCGGAGACCUUUGAGGUGGGACCGGCCCAGAGUGAUGAUAUCGAUCUCCUGCAGCGGGUCACCAAUCUCAAACGGAUAGAUCCAGAUUUGAAGGUCAUGAUUGCUCUGGGGGGAUGGACGUUCAAUGAUCCUGGUGCCACGAGAACCACAUUCUCAGACAUUGCAGGCUCAGAGGAUAACCAGAGAAAGUUCUUCAAGUCCCUUACCUCCUUUCUGAGUACUUAUGACUUGGAUGGAGUAGACCUGGACUGGGAAUAUCCUGUAGCUGAUGAUCGUGGUGGGAAGAAAGAAGACUUCAAGAACUUCCCUACAUUCAUGGCAAAUCUAAAAAAUGCUCUCCAAUCAGCCGGUGGACGGAGUGAGGUAUCAAUUACCCUACCAGCGUCCUAUUGGUACCUUCAGCAUUUCGAUAUUGCGAAGCUUCAACGGCAUGUGGACUUUUUCAACAUUAUGUCUUAUGAUCUGCAUGGCACCUGGGACCAAGGGAACAAAUGGACGGGCGAGUACUUGAAUGCUCACACUAACCUAACAGAAAUUGACAGAGCCCUUGAGCUUCUGUGGCGCAAUGACAUUGACUCCUCGAAGGUGGUCAUGGGUCUGGCAUUUUACAGUCGGACAUACACGGUAGAAGAUCCUGGCUGUGUAACACCUGGCUGCCUAUACGCUUCUGGAGGAAGAAAAGGUGAUUGUAGUGGGGAGAUUGGCAUCCUUUUGAACAGUGAGAUUGAUCAAAUCAAAGACAAGCGUGGCCUGGUCCCAACAUUGAACGAGGAUGCAGCGGUACAAUUGCUCAGCUGGGAUGACCAAUGGCUGUCCUAUGAUGAUGAGGUAACUUUGAAGAUAAAAUUGGACUACGCGCGCAAGUCCUGUCUGGGAGGGGUGAUGGUCUGGGCUAUUAGCCAUGAUACAGCUGAUGCGAAAUAUUCACAUGUGCUGGGAAAGAACAGCCAUCGCACGUUCACAACUAAGCCAGCAAUAUUCGCGGUUGUCGAUACGAGUACCGAAACGCUGUACGAAACCAAGGAAGAAAGCCACCUCCAAUGCAAGUGGUCUAAUUGUGGAGAGUACUGCCCUUCUGGCUGGAAGAUGAUGAUACGAGAUGACCCGGACCGGCACAAUAAUAACGAAAUCCUGCUGGACAAAACCACCUGCACCAAGCCGCACGGUCGUCGUUUCUGCUGUCCUCCAAGCGAAACGUUCCCUAAGUGUGGCUGGUACGGCUUCAAGGGGGGCAAUUGCGACGGCACAUGCCCCUCGGGAUAUCGAGAAGUCGGAUCCCUUAAAGAAGAGUGUCACGCAGGCCAUCAUCAGGCCGCCUGCUGCACGGUGAAGGAUGAUAAUGGCGUGCUUCUCAAUUCCAUGAGACUCUACGAAUCGUGUGAUUGGGCGGCUGAGUUCCCGGAGUGUGAGCAGGGCAAGUGUACAUUCGCCGGAUCUCCAUGGCCUACUGAAUUUGUUUCAUCAAGCACGGGCAGUGGCGCUGUUGCGUGUUCUUGGAACUGGAAGAAACGAGGUGAUAAUGGAGGCAUGAAUGGCUUCGACCCUGACCCUCAGAAACGUAAGUACUGCUGUGAUACCUCGGAUAAGUUGACGACUUGGGGAACGUGUGAGUGGCGCUCCAACAUUGGCGAGUACGGAUCCUCAGGCAAGAGAUGCAAGUCAGGCUGCAAAGCAAACGAAAUCCCCAUUGCUCUUGAAGGCUCGGCGGACUGUCAUCAGGAUGGAGCGCAAGCAUAUUGCUGCACCGGUACUUACCGCACCCAAACACGGAAUUUGCUACCGGAACUGGAAGCAGACAAGACCACCAUGGAGGCGUGGGUAAACAACCCCACCUGCGACAACGAUAGUGGACUCCUCCGACGCGGACAAAUUCCCCUGACUACCGUCGCAGUCAGUCGUGCGGGAGAUAUCUUUGGCGAGCUGCUUCUUGGAGAGGAAAACGGCAACAUGAGCACGGUAUUCCAGAAGAAGGAAUCGAUUUUCAACGAGAGUAUCACCACAAAAUGGAAGUGGCUCGCAACCAAGUACUCCGUGCCGUGGCUUACCAACGAGGAGACAUAUCCCGUUGGGAAGCUCUACAGCCCGCAAAAACUGGGACAAAUCGUCAUGUGCAAUGCGGAUGCCUUCAAUGAGAUGAUUGGAAACACCGGCCUUGACCUCAAUUGCACCCAUUAUGAACCAACGGCCGAGGAUUACACGGAAGCGGAUGAUUCCGAUAGCACAGUAUAUAAACGCUGGCUGGAAGAGCGUCACGUCCUUAAUCGGCUUGAGAAGCGAACGCCACCCGAAAAGAAGAAGUAUAUCUGUACAGAUAAGGAUGGAAAAAAAAAGACGAUCUAUUAUCAGAGCCAAGGAUAUCCGUCAGUGGGAGAGUGGGAUGAAAAUGCGGAACAAGUCCGAAAUGCCUAUGACCUGGUUGACUGGGAUCACUGUCACACUCCACAGACCCAAACAUACAACCUCGGAGAUCAGCGUGGAACUUAUGCCACUGAACAUACCAUGGAGAUGCAGUCUAUAGAACUCUUCUUCACAUGGGCCAUCAAAAACGGCCCAGAGGAGUGCCAUGAUAUCGACUGUGAUUUCCUGGCGAACUUUUUCAACAAGCCUGUCCUGGACAAAAACGUACCUGGAUUGCAGGGGCUUGACCUUAACCAUCAGCAGGUCCCCAUGCAGCGUUUUAUGGAGCAACUGGGUAGUUAUUUUAACAACGAGAACUUUGCGAUCCUUCAUGGAACCAUUAAUCUCAACAAAGCACAGUUAUGGAAACAUGCUAAACCCAGAAGUGAUGACACAUGGGCCGAGACAAAGAAGGACCCUACCAAAGCAUUAGAGCUAAUCCGAGAUACAAUUGCUGUCUUCAACUACCUCCGAGCUGAUGCCGUCUGGGCCAAGUUCAAGGCCAUCAACGACAAAGUCCGUGAGGAAAUGAAGCGAGUCGACCAGCAGUACAAAGAGGACAAAAAGAAAGACCUGAAUCUCCUCGACUGCUGGGAUGCUUGGAUGGAGCAUCAACUCGAUCGUGUGGUGAACGGGGGGAAAGACUGGGUUAAGAAGGCCCUCAAAGAUAUGGAGGAUUACUGGGUGCCUUCUAAGUUUGACAACCCACAGGAUCCGUUCAUGAAGCAGGUUUGUGACGCUAUCCAAGGAGUCCUGUCUCUCCUGGAAUUGGCUGCAGCUGAGGCGAUCAAGCGAUCAUUCUUCGACCUUGGCUUAGAUGGUGAUCCGAUGGAUACAUCAGAUUAGGCAUAGAUACUCUGUAAAGCUCACCUUGGUCAAAGGCUCCAGGUGGUUGAUGUUCUUAGUUUGU